Messenger RNA from Ascochyta rabiei, 2385 nucleotides. RefSeq lists its product as uncharacterized. Bases 1 to 2385 code for a protein of 794 amino acids. The transcript is spliced from 3 exons. The record is from RefSeq and is a predicted model, not a curated record. Gene Ontology annotation, molecular function: hydrolase activity, acting on carbon-nitrogen (but not peptide) bonds; chitin binding. Gene Ontology annotation, biological process: carbohydrate metabolic process. NCBI's taxonomy places the organism in Eukaryota, Fungi, Ascomycota, Dothideomycetes, Pleosporales, Didymellaceae.
AUGCGUUUUUCCGAGGUGCUCGCCGCCUCUGUGGUGGUGCCCCUGGUUGCUGCUCAUGGUGGUAUCCAGGGAGCCCCUAAGCUCUUCGGUCUUCCCAGCGACGUCAAGAUCAGGACUCCUAGUCCUCGUGCUGCCCGUGCUGCCGCCGCCGCUCAGGGUCCCCACCAUUUGCUUGCCCGUCAGGGUGGUGACGCAAACAACCGUUGCGGACCGAGUUUCGGAAACGCUGUUUGUGCUGAAGGAUACUGCUGCUCUGGUGCUGGAUACUGUGGAAAUACCCCCGAGCACUGCAACGCCCCCGACUGCCUCUUCAACUACGGUCCUGGCUGUGAUGCCAACAAGACGCCUGUUGGAGCCAGCACUCGCAACGACGCUCGUCCUCAAAAGGGCAGUGUCCAAUAUGGUGGUGCUGGUAUCUACAACUGCUUGAAGCCAGGUACCGUUGCCAUCACCUAUGAUGAUGGCCCAUACAUCUACACCGACCAGGUUCUUGACCAGUUCAACGCUGCCGGUUUCAAGGCCACUUUCUUUGUUACUGGUAUCAACAUCGGAAAGGGUGCUAUUGAUGAGAAAUGGAGUGCGGUCAUCAAGCGUAUGUAUGCCGAAGGUCACCAGGUCGCUUCCCACACUUGGUCUCAUCAGGAUCUCUCAGCAAUCACUGAGGCCCAGGUCUACGACCAGAUGGUCAAGAACGAGAUGGCCAUCCGCAACAUCAUUGGCAAAUACCCCACCUACAUGCGCCCUCCCUACUCGUCCUGCACCGGUACCUGCCAGAACGUCUUGAAGAACCUUGGCUACGUUGUUUCUUACUUCGACUUGGAUACCGAUGACUACAACCAGCUCACUCCCGAAAAGAUCCAGAUCGCUAAGGACAACUUCGUUGGCAACAUGAGUACCGUCGAGCCCACCAGUGGAAGCAAGCUUGCUAUCGGCCACGAUAUCCAUGAGCUAACUGCUCUGAACCUGACUGUCACCAUGAUCGAGACCCUCCAGGCGCGUGGCUUCAAGGGCGUCACCAUGGGUGAGUGCAUGAACGAGCCCGAGGCGAACUGGUACCGUGACUCUACCCCCGGUACCCCCACUCCCUCGUCCACUCGCGUCUCAUCCACAGCUGGGCCAACCUCCACACCCACUGGUGCCGUCUCCACUGACGGAUCCUGCGGUGGCACCAACGGCUACAAGUGCUCAGGCUCAUCUUUCGGAAACUGCUGCUCCCAGUACGGCUGGUGCGGAGCUACAACUGACCACUGCGGAACUGGCUGCAAUUCUCUCUUCGGCAGCUGCGGCACCAACGCUAAUCCUAGCUCUGCUCCUGCCUCCCCAGCCACCUCGUCGUCUGCUCCCCAGCCCACAGGUGCCUUGAAGACCUCCACUGACGGCUCCUGUGGCGCUGCUUCCGGCUUCACCUGCGUUGGCUUCGUUCAUGAGGGUGCUAAGUCGGAGUGCUGCUCGCAGUACGGAUACUGCGGUGCUUCCACUGACCAUUGCGGAACCGGAUGCAAUCCCCUCGCUGGUAACUGUGGCUCAGUAAGUUCUUCUGUCUCAUCUUCGGUCGCCCAGUCUUCGUCGGCCCCCGUUUCAUCAGACAAGCACGAUCCGACCUCUUCUUCAGCAGUUCACACUUCUUCCGCUACUUCGAAUGCGGUGCACUCUUCAUCGGCUACACCUUCAGUCUCUACCGAUAAGUCUGGCGAUAAGUCCAGCACAGUUUCUUCAGUUCACCACGACUCUACUUCUGCUUCAGAGAAGCUCGAGUCCAGCACCGUUACCUCUAUCUACCCCUCCAGCUCUUCCUCUGCCUCAGACAAGCACGACGACCACUCCAGCACCGUUUCUUCUGUCUACUCAGACGUAACGUCCUCUGCUUCCGACAAGCACGAGUCAAACUACCCUUCAGCCACCUCAUCCGACUCUGUACCAACCAAGCCCAGUCAAACUAGCUCGGUCUACGCCGAUGACUACCCGACCGCUACAUCCUCGUCUGCCGAACACUCCGUGGCUUCAUCGACCGGUAAGCACCCUGUAGAGACUUCCUCUGCAGCGUACUCCGCCGCGUCCUCGACCGGUGCCUACAAGGUCUCCUCUUCGACCGCCCAUUCCCCUGCCUCCUCGCCCACUCCCGACUACCUUACCACCCUCGCCUCCUCGGUCCGCUCUGCCAGUUCCACCUCUUGCACCACCCCGUCGACCCCUACUCCUAUCCCCACUCAACCCGUCUCCAAGAACGGCAAGUGCGGGGGUAAGAACGGCCAGACCUGCGCUGGCUACAAGAACAGCUUUGGCCUCAAGCUUGAGUGCUGCUGCAAGCAGAGCGGGCGCUGCUCCGCUGACCCUUGGUCUUGCGGGCUUGGCUGCGACAAGAAGAACGGAAAGUGCUGGUACUAA